Molecule: messenger RNA, 1698 nt
Organism: Microthlaspi erraticum
Lineage: Eukaryota; Viridiplantae; Streptophyta; Magnoliopsida; Brassicales; Brassicaceae
Source: the annotation of a GenBank genome assembly
AUGUUCGGCCGAUCUGCGAUCUCCAGAGCCGGAGGUUUCCGUCCCGAGAACUUAGGUCAAAAUGCACUAAACCUGAUCGGAAACAUCGGUUUCUCGCUGUUCGUCUUCGGAGUCCUAGUGUUCACCAUUAUCGCCGCGACAUACGAGCCGGAAGAUCCCCUCUUCCACCCAUCCGACAAAAUCACCACAUUCCUCACAUCGACAUCGAACGCAACUCUGAGAUCCGACGACUCCGUCGCGAAAACCGGAGAGGAUUUCAUGCCGGCGAACCAGACCGCGUUCGCGUCCUUCAUCAACAUCACCGACGUCGAAACCACCGCCAGCGAGGAGAACACCGAGUCGAACCAGCUCGAUUGCGACGCGAGCAUCCCAAUCGAUUGCAAAGACUCGGAGGUCUUCCAUCUGAUGAUGAAGGCCACGAUCGAGAAGUUCAAAGACAUCCAUUUCUACAAAUUCGGCAAGCCUGCCGUCGGCGAAGGCGCGAACUCCUGCGACAUGGCGUGGCGUUACCGGCCGAGAGACGGGAAGAGCGCUGCGUUUUACAAGGAUUACAGAAGGUUUGUGAUUGGCAAAUCCGAGAAUUGUAGUGUUAGCGUGGUGGAGAUCGGAGAGUAUCAUUCCGGUUUGAAUGCGAGGAAGAGGAAGAAGAAUCAGAAAGCUGGGUUUGAGAAAACCGACGGGAAGAAAGAUGAUUUCUCUUUGCCCGUUGUUGGUGAAACGGUGAACGAUUCUCUUCCCAUGGUUGAGUCUGAGAAAGCGUUUAAAAGCGGAAAGUACUUGGUUUACGCAGGUGGAGGAGAUAGGUGCAAGAGCAUGAACCAUUUCCUAUGGAGUUUCUUGUGUGCGCUUGGUGAAGCGCAGUACUUGAACAGGACGUUGGUGAUGGAUUUGACUCUGUGUCUCUCCUCCAUCUACACUUCCUCGGGGCAGAGCGAGGAAGGGAAGGACUUUCGGUUUUACUUCGAUUUCGAGCAUUUGAGAGAAGCUGCUUCUGUGUUGGACGAGGCUCAGUUUUGGAAAGCGUGGGGGAGGUUGCAUAACAAGAAGGAUAGAUUGAGUCUUCACCUUGUGGAGGACUUUAGGGUGACGCCGAUGAAGCUUGCUGAUGUGAAAGAUACGUUGGUGAUGAGGAAGUUCGGGUCGGUUGAGCCGGAUAAUUACUGGUACAGGGUCUGCGAAGGAGAUGCAGAGUCUGUGGUGAAAAGGCCUUGGCAUUUGCUGUGGAAAUCGAGGAGGUUGAUGGAGAUAGUCUCUGCGAUUGCGUCGAGGUUGAACUGGGACUACGAUGCAGUGCAUAUUGAGAGAGGAGAGAAGGCGAGAAACACGGAGCUUUGGCCUAAUCUUGAGAAAGAUACUUCACCGAGCGCUCUCUUGUCGACGUUGCAGGACAAGGUGGAAGAAGGGAGGAAUCUCUACAUUGCGACGAACGAAGCAGAGUCGUCGUUGUUUAACGCUUUGAAAGACAAGUACGCUACUCAUGUUCUUGACGAGUAUAAAGAUCUGUGGGACGAGAGCAGCGAGUGGUAUUCGGAGACUACGAAGCUUAACGGAGGUAACCCGGUGGAGUUUGAUGGUUACAUGAGAGCGUCUGUUGACACUGAAGUGUUCUUGAGAGGGAAGAAGCAGAUUGAAACAUUCAAUGACCUUACUAACGACUGCAAAGAUGGAGUUGGGACUUGUAACGUUGCAGCUACUUGA